AGGAAGAGGCUGAGCGGGGGGAGCUCGGCCUGCAGGCUCCUGGCAUCGUGAUGUUGAGCAGGACGAAGUCGGAGGGCCUGCCUCUUCUCAUCCUGGGUUGCUUUAGUCUGUGUGUCUGCGGUGGAUAUCCUAAUAAAGCGUUAGACGGGGAAAGCCACGAAUGGAAAAAACUAUUUAUGGUUCAUCAUUGGCCAGCGACUGUAUGCAAGGAGGCAGAAAAUGAUUGCAGAGAUCCCCCUAAUUACUGGACAAUACACGGAUUAUGGCCUGACAAAGCUGAAGAGUGUAAUAGAUCAUGGCACUUCAAUUUAGAUGAGAUAAAGGACCUCCUUCCUGACAUGAAGCAAUUCUGGCCGGAUAUAAUUCAUCCAUCUCCAAAUCGCAGCCAAUUCUGGAAGCAUGAAUGGGAGAAGCAUGGGACCUGUGCAGCCCAGCUAGACAUUCUGAAUUCUCAGAAAAAGUACUUUGGCCAAAGUCUGGAUCUCUAUAAAAAAAUUGACCUGAACGGAGCCCUCUUGAAAUUUGGGAUAGAGCCAUCUAACACCUACCAGAUUUCAGACAUCAAGCAAACCCUUUGCAGCUGGUAUGGAGUUAUACCAAAAAUACAGUGCCUUCCACCAGAGCAGGAAAAAGCCCAAAUACUCGGUCAGAUUGAAUUGUGUUUCACUAAAAACCUGGAGUUGAGAAAUUGUACUGAUCCAGAGGUGGAGUCCAUCAAAAAGACUCUGAUGGGUGAUGUGUCUUCUGAGGGUCCGACUCUGCACGUCUGUGAUGAUGGUCCAGCCUAUUAUCCGCCCGCAGAGGAGCCUGAGAAUUGAUGACAGAGAUGUUUCAAGUAUUCUGAACACACAUUUUGAAGCAGUGAAAUGCUCACGCAGCAGCUCCAGCUUACUUGGUUUAAGAAAACAAUGUGCAAAUUGGAUCGGCUCACUCUUUCUGGACUUCAAACUGUUUCUCUAAGAGUAAGAGAACAAAGAAAACUUGAACCCGAGAUGUUGGUGAUGGCUUGUGCUUAAAGCCCACACUUUUAUUUUCAUUUGUUAUAUGGAAUGAACGAGCAGAAUAGACCUCAGAGUAGAGGUCAUGUAAAUUUAGAGGAGUUUCAUUGUGAAGGUGGUAGAUAAGCCCUCUCACCCAGAUUUUCCCUUUGGGUGUCUAUUCAUUAUGCCAGGCUGAGGGCGAUUCUCUCUUCACCUGUUGCUUAUGGUGUGCCAAGCUAGGCUUUGGUCACCCAAAUGGAUGUGACAUAGGAAGGAACCAGCCAUAGAAAAACUCUAGAGAUUCUCUUUCCUGGCUACCCUGCAGAGAAAGGUUCACCCUUUCUUCACUUUCCCGUCAGAGCUGAUUGCACUACAAAAUCUCAGGUAAUUGAGGUCGCCAAGGGGAAGAAGAGAAAUGGAAGGGACUAAAGGAUCUGUCCCUUCCUGCACUUCUCUGGCCUUGCAUCCCCCUGUACUAAUAUCGUCUGUCUCCCAAUAAAGAUAAUAAAUU
Messenger RNA from Tachyglossus aculeatus (Australian echidna), 1491 nucleotides. It is a transcript of the gene RNASET2, whose product is annotated as ribonuclease T2. Lineage: Eukaryota; Metazoa; Chordata; Mammalia; Monotremata; Tachyglossidae. The record is from RefSeq and is a predicted model, not a curated record. Gene Ontology annotation, cellular component: extracellular region. Gene Ontology annotation, biological process: RNA catabolic process. Gene Ontology annotation, molecular function: ribonuclease T2 activity; RNA binding. The transcript has 10 exons. The coding region runs from base 51 to 818 and encodes 255 amino acids.